Messenger RNA from Gekko japonicus, 854 nucleotides. RefSeq names its product coiled-coil domain containing 115 (gene VMA22). The transcript is spliced from 6 exons. The record is from RefSeq and is a predicted model, not a curated record. Gene Ontology annotation, cellular component: extrinsic component of endoplasmic reticulum membrane. The coding region runs from base 101 to 730 and encodes 209 amino acids. Lineage: Eukaryota; Metazoa; Chordata; Lepidosauria; Squamata; Gekkonidae. Gene Ontology annotation, biological process: vacuolar proton-transporting V-type ATPase complex assembly.
AGGAAGUUUUUCGUGAACAGAACAGCUGAUGGCCCAGGGGUUUCUUUCUUAGCAAGGUCUACGGCUUGCAGGGUGGGCCACUGGAGAAAAAUCCCCAAAGAUGGCUCCAGCUGAGGAUGGGGGACCAAGUGAAGUAUGUGAGGAGCUGGACCAGACCAUCCUUCACUUUUUUGAUGUUCUGGAGUCGCUCCAGACCAAGAGGGAAUCUUUUAACCGCUUGGUGGAACAGGGCUGGUUCUCCCUCUCGAAGUCACGCUAUGCCAUGGGUAACAAGUCUGUCUCUGCUCUGCAGUAUGGGCAUCAGAUGACACCCCUGAUGCAAGUGAACACAAGAAAGAAUAAAGAAGGUCAGGUGGAGUUUCAUGUGGUCUCGGAAGCUGCGGAUACUUCAAAGGCUGAAAAUACAGCAGCCGUUGAGGAAAUUGGCCCCAUGGACCAAGUUCUACGACGGCGGAAGGGUGCAGAGAAAACAGAGGCUCCGGUCCAACCCCAGGAAGAAAUCUCCCAGCCUGCUGAGAAGUUAGGGAAGCAAGACCCUCUAACUUGGUUUGGGAUCCUAGUGCCCCAGAGCCUGCGACAGGCGCAAAAGACCUUCCAAGAAGGAAUCCGCUUGGCCGCAGAAAUCGCUUCAAUGCAAAGUGAAAUCGAGACCACUCGAAGACGGUACCAUGCCUUGCUGGAAGAAAAACGACGGCUCUCAGCCAAAGAGAAUGUCCUUGAACAGUUAUAGCUCCCUCCUUAUCGAGACACAGCUGGUGGCCUAUAUUUAUUGGUUGCAUCCCUGGAAGGCUCCCAGUGGCUUGUCUUUAUCUGUACAUAAUGUUCCGAUUAAUAAAUAAGGACCUUUUCUACAU